Molecule: messenger RNA, 2273 nt
Organism: Hemibagrus wyckioides
Lineage: Eukaryota; Metazoa; Chordata; Actinopteri; Siluriformes; Bagridae
Gene: lg06h1orf198
Product: linkage group 06 C1orf198 homolog
Exons: 4
Coding region: 41-1243 (400 amino acids)
Source: RefSeq, a predicted model, not a curated record
UCACUGUCUGUUUUUCCCCCUACAUCCAGCUGUGGACAAAAUGGCCGCCACGGCGAUGGACGGGGCCGCGGCCGAUGCGCGUCUCACCGAGACGAAGAAGUACGAGUACUUCAGCUCGAUCAACUCCAUGGCCAGGAAGAUAAUGCAGGAAAGGGAGAAAAUUAAGGAGAAGUACGGCACGGCGUGGGAGGACAUGUCGCCGGCUGAACAGGACACGGCGAUCGACGACGGGAUGAUGGAGCCGAAGAUACGAGCUCGCUAUGCUAUGCACCGGACGGACCGCGAAGAACUGGUGUGUUAUCCUAAAAUGCUGAUCCAAACCGGACAGAAAAUCGUCCACUUCGGAGAGGAGGAUCUAACUUGGCAGGACGAACAUUCUGCACCCUUUUCUUGGGAGACCAAAAGUCAACUGGAAUUUAGCGUGAUCAACGGCGCUCCGGAGUCGGCCUCGUACUCCGUGAGUGAAUCCAAACCCAAAACAUCUCAGAGCAGCAAGCUACCCGGGAUCGAGGGCUCGGGAUCGGUGAGACGUGACGAGGAGUCGUCUUUCUGGAAGCUGAGCGCCGAGAGGUCACGCCUGGAGGGCGAGAAGGCAGACUUCCAGUCGCUUACGCCCAGUCAGAUAAAAUCGAUGGAGAAAGGAGAGAAGCCGCUGCCUUUGUACCUGAGGUCUGAAUCCGGAUCCAGGGAAGCGCAGGAACCUGCAGCACCGCGUCCCGUCAAACAGAGAGUGUCUAAACCUCCGGCUCCUCCUCCUCCUGCCCCCAUCAGCGUGAACCCGGCUCCUCUGAGUGUUACACCGGCACCUCUGAGCAUGAACCCAGCACCUCUGAGUGUUACCCCGGCACCUCUGAGCGUUACCCCGGCACCUCUGAGCGUUACCCCGGCACCUCUGAGCGUUACCCCGGCACCUCUGAGCGUUACCCCGGCACCUCUGAGUGUUACCCCAGCGGCUUUUAGCGUGACCCAGGCACCUCUGACCGUGAACCCCGCACCUCUGACCGUGACUCCAGCACCCGCUGCACCACUAGGAGGCUGGGAAAGAUCUCAGAGCACCCUGCCAUCUGUCAGCAGCACUCUAGAUGAUGUGUUCAGUCCCGGUUUGGGUCCGAAAACACCAUCAGAGUCAACUAAAGACAGAGAGAAGGAAGACAACGUGCAAACUGGAAGCCCUGCCUUUUCACAAUACAACACAAGCAGCACCAUCCUCAAGACUGGCUUCGACUUUUUGGACAACUGGUAACAUCUGGACGCAACCUCAGGCAGCAGCGGCUCCAUUCCAGACAACAGGACGUCCUCCAUCCCUACAUACACACACACACACACUCAACAAAACCGUUACAGAUAUACCCACAUCUUAGAAACGUUAAUAAAGCUACAAUUGGUAUUAUCGUAGAGCUGGGGCAUGUCGAUUAAUCAGCGUUACGCUAGUUUACGUUUGGUGUGUGAAGUUUGCGUUCUUUAUUUUGGACUGAAACUGACAGGCUGGAGUCGUGAGAACAUCUAGCUAGCAUUAAAUCGUUACAUUUAUAGCGUAUAAUAAUGUCAUAAUGUGUUGGCAGUUAUCACGACGCCAAAGGGCUAGCUUUAAUAAGCUAGUUAUUUAUCCGCCAUGUGUUUUUUUUUCUGCCUAAGCUAACUUCAGACACCAAAUAUGCCUUUAAGAUAUUUUAUUUGUCCAAAGCACUCUUUAAAUUCUAUAGAAAUCAUUUUUUUUGUCAGUGAAUCUCUGAAGAAGUACUGAUUGUAGCUUUAAAACAAACAAACUAGCAUUAAAAAAAUGUAUUCACAAGAAAAUGUUACAAAUGUAUUCACAAUACAGCAAUAACACAGGAAUCUGGAAAAGGAUAAGAAACUUUUAAACAAAGAUUAGACCCUGGGAAAAAAAUAAAUAAAGGUUAUUUUGAUAGAAUAUGCCGUGUGUAAUGUGAUGCUAACUAGCCUGCGCUAGCUUGUUAGCAUUUUAGAUAACGAGGCUGUUCAGACUGUUGUGCCUUGUCUCUGCAGUUUUAUUUUCCUUUUUCCUUUUUAUUUUAUUUGUUCUUCAGACCUGAGUACUAGUGCUACAAUGCUUUAGACAGUAGAUGCUGACAUUUUGAAGCGAGGAAGAUGAGCAUGGUUUUAGAAAAAUAAUAAUAAUGGCGCAUUUUACACUACAGUGGUUUUCUAGACUUUUUUGAUACACUGCCUGUCAUUUUGUCAUGAUCAUGUAUUGCACUCAUGUGACCUGUGUUCAGUAAUGUAUUUAUGAGGUCUUAAACCAAUAUUUUGUC